Messenger RNA from Hyaloscypha bicolor E, 1976 nucleotides. RefSeq names its product actin-like ATPase domain-containing protein. The coding region runs from base 1 to 1914 and encodes 637 amino acids. The transcript is spliced from 10 exons. NCBI's taxonomy places the organism in Eukaryota, Fungi, Ascomycota, Leotiomycetes, Helotiales, Hyaloscyphaceae. The record is from RefSeq and is a predicted model, not a curated record.
AUGGAAGACCUGCCCAAGGUGCAACAGCGCCGUCUAUCGACUUCUUUGCGGGAGGUGGAAGAACGCCGGCUAGUUAUCGCCGUAGACUAUGGCACAACAUAUACAGGGGUCGCAUACGCUACUCCUGUUGGCAAACGGGCUCUGCUGGACGAAAUUGAUAUUGUUCAGGAUUGGGGUCCUAAGAUGGGCAACCACAUGAAAAUCCCAAGCGUCAUCUCAUACUCGCUGAGGAGCCAGGCCAAAGAAGAGCAGUGGGGAACAGAUCUGAGCCCAAAAGCCAUCGCGAUGGUGCAUACCAAACUUCAGUUGGAGGUUGAUGGUACUUCAGCGGAGCUGGACUUGAUUUUGCAGGCGUUGGACGGGAUGCAUAAUCUGGACUUCCAAUACAUUAUCGAUCACGGAGGGGACAAAUUUCCACGCAAGACCCCGGAGGAAAUUGUGAGGGAUUACCUGACGAAAGUUUUUGACUAUCUGCUCAAGGCAGUGGCUCCAUUUACCGAAGCGUUGAGAAAAACCAUACCCGUCGAUAUUGUUGCGACCGUUCCCGCAGAGUGGGGUUACAGGGCCAAGAACUCCACGUUUCAAGCACUCACGCGAGCCGGAUUCAAUGAAAGAACUUUCCCGCAGCUUAGAGACAUGCUGCUGGUCUCAGAGCCCGAGGCGGCGUCUAUCUAUACUGCCAGAGUUCUGAAGGAACAAAAUGGUGCAGACUUUCUCAGGAAAGGCGAAUGCUUUGUGCUGUGCGACGCAGGUGGGGGAACGGUUGAUGUGGUAUCAUACAAAGUAACGAAACUGGAGCCGAAUUUCGAAAUUGAACGAGUCACAUUACCGACGGGCUUCAAAUGUGGAUCCAUUUUUAUCAACCUGGCCUUCAAGAAGUGGCUAAGAGACCUGCUAGGAGAAGAGAUAUACCAGAUAUUGGACCAAGCGCAAGUGGUAUCCAAUAUUAGUUCCCACGAUGCGGAGGGAGAACGAAUGCGCGUCCUGAUGAAAAAUUUCGAUGUCCACAAAAGAAAGUUUGCGAAAGACCAUCGAGAUAUCAAAAUCGACUUACCAGAGCCUUUUGAGAACCUCAACAAGGAAAAUAUAGUAAUAGGAGGCCAGAUCACUAUUACAUACGAAGACAUGGAAUCCUUCUUUGAGCCUUGUGCAAACAAAGUAGUUGAAUUAAUCGAAAACCAACGGGAACAGAUUGAGGAUAUACGUGAACGAGUCCGUCUCAAGAAUGUGUUCCUCGUUGGUGGGUUUGCGGAAUCUUUGUAUUUGCAGGAAACAAUCAAAGAGUCUCUUGAUAUGAGGGAACUUGACCUACAAAUACCCAAAACUUCAUGGACCGCCGUUGUCCGAGGUGCCGCAAUCUUCGGGAUUGAGAAGUCAGCCAGCAAAGUUACCAUGAGCGCCUGUUCCCGAAGCUAUGGAGUAUCUCUCCACGCACCCUUUUCAGAUAUUACCCACGAUGUCAGGGAUCGCGUCGAGGAUUCGCUAGUCCCGAUCAUGGCGAAGGAUCAGCUGUUGUGGUUGAUCAAGAAAGGGGACUUGAUUCUUUCCAACGAGCCCAAACAAGUCACAGGGCCUAUCACCAUAAACUUGACGGAAACCCGCCCUAGGAGCGGAAUUAUUCCUAUUUAUGCCUAUGAUGGGGAUAGAGACAGGCUUCCCGACCGCUUGGCCAAUGCGGAAAAUGAAAUAAAUAGGUUUCAUGUCAUCAACUACGAUCUAAAAGAUAUCCCUUUGCAAGAAUUCAUACGCAGCGACCCUGUAGGCCCGUAUGCGGCCUUCUAUGUGGCAGAGCUCAGCCUCACUAUGAGGCUAGCCCCACGAAACAUCCUGCAGCUGGAGUUGCGCUGGAAGAACCGCGUGAUCUCAGAAUCAAACGUCAACGAGCCUCCGGUACAAGCUGAGGACUCAGAUUGAAGUCUGGUUCUACUUUCUAUUUGCAAGCAUCAAGUGAUGAUUUGCAAACCCGUGCAAGGGAG